AUGGCGCCUCAAGCCAUCAUCGCCCCAUCAAUUCUAUCCGCAGACUUCGGCGCUUUGGGCAAAGCAUGUUCCGACACAAUCUCGCAUGGCGCCGACUGGCUGCACGUGGACAUCAUGGACGGCCAUUUCGUGCCCAAUAUCACUUUUGGCGCCCCGGUCGUCACCAUGAUUCGCAGCCACGUGGAUCGGCCGAAAGAAGUGUAUGGCAAGGGCACUUUCGAUUGCCACAUGAUGAUUAGUGAGCCGAAGAAAUGGGUCAAGGAUUUUCAGAAAGCUGGUUGCGAUCUAUACUGUUUCCAUUACGAAGCUGCCAUUGAUUCCACUGCCGCCGAGUCACCGGAAACGCACACGGAUCGGAAGACUAAUCCCAAAGAACUCAUUAAGUUCAUUCAUGACCAAGGCAUGCGAGCCGGUAUCGCCAUCAAACCCGGCACAGACGUCAAAGUAUUGUACGACAUCUUCGACAAUGGCAAUAAAGAUGAAGUGCCAGAGAUGGCGCUCGUAAUGACAGUGGAGCCGGGGUUCGGCGGGCAAAAGUUCAUGCCCGACAUGAUGCCCAAAGUCGAAGCGCUUCGGAAGCGCUACCCGGAACUCAACAUCGAAGUUGACGGCGGGCUAUCAGAGAAGACAAUUGAUGUCGCUGCAGACGCCGGCGCCAAUGUGAUUGUGGCUGGCAGCGCUGUUUUUGGCGCUCAAGAUCCGGCUCAGGUGAUUGCGAAGCUGAGAGAGGCGGUGGAGAAGAGACGGUGA
Molecule: messenger RNA, 750 nt
Organism: Neohortaea acidophila
Lineage: Eukaryota; Fungi; Ascomycota; Dothideomycetes; Mycosphaerellales; Teratosphaeriaceae
Product: ribulose-phosphate 3-epimerase
Exons: 3
Coding region: 1-750 (249 amino acids)
Biological process (GO): pentose-phosphate shunt; carbohydrate metabolic process; pentose-phosphate shunt, non-oxidative branch
Cellular component (GO): cytosol
Molecular function (GO): D-ribulose-phosphate 3-epimerase activity; metal ion binding
Source: RefSeq, a predicted model, not a curated record